This is a messenger RNA of Emericellopsis cladophorae, 2544 nucleotides long. Its product is annotated as putative cytokinesis regulator protein. Gene Ontology annotation, cellular component: SIN/MEN two-component GAP complex; mitotic spindle pole body. The record is from RefSeq and is a predicted model, not a curated record. Gene Ontology annotation, biological process: mitotic spindle orientation checkpoint signaling; regulation of Ras protein signal transduction. The transcript is spliced from 3 exons. NCBI's taxonomy places the organism in Eukaryota, Fungi, Ascomycota, Sordariomycetes, Hypocreales, Bionectriaceae. Gene Ontology annotation, molecular function: GTPase activator activity. Bases 1 to 2544 code for a protein of 847 amino acids.
AUGGACACCCUGCAACUGAAGAAUCGUCUACCUGUGGAGGAGGAGGUUGAAAACUGGGACGAUGGCGACUUCAUGAUGGAAGGAGGGGACGACUUUGGUUUCCGCAGCCCUUCAGCAACCACCGCGCCAUCGCGACGUCGGGACUCUAACUCUUCGCACAUGUCGCUGCGCUCGGAACUUGAGUCAUGGGCGGAGGAAGAAGAAAACCAAGUCCACAUUCCAGGAGAUGACGAGAAGUCGACAAUGGAAGCUCUGUCGGCCGCGAAAGAUGCAGGCAUACCUCUACCAACAGGCAUAUCAGCAUCCGCACUGAUGGGAGGGACGAUCAAGCGACUGGGAGGUAGAAAGAUACGGAAGAUCACGCAGGAGGAUUGGGACAACGACCUUGAAAUCCCCGAUUCUGCGCAGGGCUUUAAGAUCAAAGCGCAGGACGACACGGCCUUCCCCGAAGUGCUACGACAGGUCAGUGGCGGCUCAGUUCAAGCGAGUCCCACGAAGCUGCCGGGGAGUACAGCAUCCCUAUCGGACAUCAUGACGAGGAGUCCCAGUCGUGCAAGCUCAGCUUCGCGAGGCGCACCGCUCAACUUGGACCAGUUCAAGGACAAUGAUGAGGAUGACUUUUUUGGCGACGGAUUGGCCACGGUCAAGGUCGCAAAACGGCCAGUCAUGAAGCCCAUCUCACUCAUCACCCCGCCCACACCACAGAAAGCUGCCGAAAUCCCCGCGGAAGACGACUUUGAGCAAGGUCUUGAGUUGCCCUCGGAUGGUACACUACAGCUCUCGCAACGGAGAGACAUUCCCAAAACCCCGCUUCCACAAUUUGAGGACCUGGAUUGGGGCGAGGGCAGCUUGGGGACUAGGUUUGGUGGUACGCGACGCGAUGGCAGGUCGAACAGGAGCUCAUCCACCUCUGCUCUGAGUCCCAGCGUAGCCAGUUCAGUCACUGCGGAGAGUGAAGAUGAGACCUUUGACGGAUUGGUACUUCCCACUGGACCUGUCAACUUUAACGACCGCCUCCAGCAACGACGUAAGAGCAAGUCUCCUGUGCGGGUACCUGAGGAGCCUUCGCCUCCGAAGACGAUGACUUCGACCCCAGCCGAGGCAGACAGGCCUGGGUUUCUCGAUGGCCUGGACAUUGGGGAUGGAGACAUGUUCAACUCGGGCAAGUUGACGCUGCAUCGCAACAUAAAACUGAAGGAAGCUCCCAGCAGCAGCCCUGCUCGGCCCAAGACGGCUGUUUCCCUAACAUUCACCAACAAGCCCUCAACAUCGACCCGCAUUCCCCGUUUACACGAGCGGGCACACUCAACCUCGCUAGAGCCCGUCUCUGAGAGUGGGGGCCCAAUUCCUCCACGGGCUCGCCCCUCCAAGUCUCUGCGCUCAUUCCGCCGCCAUGACUCUGACAACUCGAUCGAGCUCCGACCCAAGUCACGUUCUUUCUCUCGAGUCGGCAUGCGUUCGCCUAGUCCGCAGCGCUACCGAGUUGCUGCAGAUACUUGGGAACGCCUGAGUAAGCCUAAGAACCGACGACACUUUGGUGAUGGUCAUGAAUUGGACGCAUUUGAUGACCUGCCAACUUCUAAAGAAAACGAAACGCGCUUCAUGAAACAGCCGACAUCAGGCAACGGCAAGGCCACGCUGCGCAACAAAGCUUCUGACAGGAUGUCGACGCCAACGCCAACGCCAACGACACCUCAAGGACCAAGGCCAAUGCCUCAUUUUGCGCGUGAUACCACUGCUAGCCGCAUCGCGCGCGAGACUUCCCUGGCCCAUAGGUCCUCGGUCAGCAUCAGUGGACCACUAGCCCAGACGCAUGCGCAAAGAGGCACACCGUUGGCAAACAGAAGCAACCUGAAUACACCGCAUCUCGAACACCCUCAAUCUUUACGAGCCAAGAAAUCCAAGCGACCGGCACAGCAAAAGCCGCAUCUAAUCUCGAACCUGAAUGCUGACAAGGAAUCAAAAAUGGUGAACGGAAUGUUUUACAACCCCGAGACAUUUCGUUGGGAGGGCAACGAAAAUGCACUCAACAUCUUCGAAGCACCUUGCUCGACCCCAACUACAGCUACUACACCAGCGCCAAUGAACCAAGAGAAAGCCACGACAACACCGCGCCCUGCGCUAAUCACAAACAUCAGUGCCACUAAGGGAGUACAAGUCGUGAAUGGCAUGGUCUUUGAUCCUCAGAGCAUGUCUUGGCUCAAAAUUGGCAACCCACAGGCUGCGCGUUCGGAUACGAGUGAUACAUUCGACAAAUUCGAUGCCUUUGGGGACGAGGACGACGUCUUCAAGGACAUUCCGGACCUCGACGACAACACUAACGAUGCGAAGAGCGGCCAAGGCCGCGUGAGCGACGUCAACGAUGAGUGGCUUGUAGGCGAAGAAUUCGACGUUGGCCCAGAAUUCAUUCGCCGACAACGUGAGGAGGAGGAAAGAUGGCGCAAGAAGUGCGACAAAUGGGUCGGUCGGGGCAUGCGAGAUCGUGAAGCUUGGCGCUGGACCAUUCGCGAGCUCGUCUCCCAAUUCGACGACCUGCCCAUGUGA